UUAUUGAUGGAUCGAGUGUUGGCAGCUGAAGAGGAUCUGCGAGAGGCAGCAUGUAAUGGGGAUGAAGAGGGAGUACACGCACUACUUCAGAGUGGUGUGCUAGUAAACUGCAGGCACAGGAUCAAUGGCUGGACUCCUUUACACUGGGCUGCCAGACGAGGGUAUUCAAACAUUGUUUCAUUGCUGUUGGAGUAUGGUGCUGAAAAAGAAGUACCGAACAGCAAAGGUGAAUUUGCAGCCGACGUUGCAGCAACCAAAGAAAUUGCCACAAUUCUUGGAGAUGGCGUUGCAUCACCAUCCAACCCGGAUUUACCAUUCAUUCCUAACUAUCUUGCUCACCCUGUUUUUAUUCAUGCACGACCACCAACUUCUCUCUUCAAUCAAGAUCAGAACAUGCCAAAAGUGAGACGAUUGGAUUCGUCACUAAACAGUACAACCUACGGAUCAGAAAGGGUUGAGGCGUCACAGACAUCUCUUGUGUCAUUAGUAAAACCUGAAGAAAAAAAGUCUUCUCUGUCUGUGUCUUUGGACCAGGCAGUAUUGGCAGUUAAUGGGGCAGUGCAGUCUUUACAGAAUCUAGCGCAGCAUCUCUCACUGGUUGCUAGUCACCUUCAGAAUCAAGAGUUACAGUUGCAGUCGAGUGCAGAACAAAACAAACUGCCCAUGUCAGUAGCAGGAGCCAGCAGAGGUUCUGUUUUGCUAAAAAUUCGAAAACAUUUUCACGGUCAAUCGGAUUUAGACUUUGUUGACAUCAUAGUGGAUCUGGCAAACAUGUCCUACCAGCAACUUGUGAGCAGAUGUUGUACUGAAUUGGGCGUGGCAGUAUCAAACUUUUCGAAACUAAGAAAACUGCCCAACACUGUAGUGAGAAAGGAUGAAGACGUCAGACGACUGCAAGACCAAGAUGAACUAGAACUGGUCACAUUAAAGUUUGUUGAGUGACUGUUGGACGCUGUGGGAUGUGAUACUGUAGAACUCUUAGCAUUUUAGUGGUGUACCCAAAUGACUCACAGCAUAUGCGGGUGGUACAGUAAUAGAACGGUCAUGUUCAACUCUGAUCUGGUGUCAAGGAAUUU
Corticium candelabrum is the source of this 1076-nucleotide messenger RNA. RefSeq names its product ankyrin repeat domain-containing protein 40-like. Lineage: Eukaryota; Metazoa; Porifera; Homoscleromorpha; Homosclerophorida; Plakinidae. The record is from RefSeq and is a predicted model, not a curated record. Gene Ontology annotation, molecular function: protein binding. Bases 7 to 942 code for a protein of 311 amino acids. The transcript is spliced from 4 exons.